Molecule: messenger RNA, 3666 nt
Organism: Australozyma saopauloensis
Lineage: Eukaryota; Fungi; Ascomycota; Pichiomycetes; Serinales; Metschnikowiaceae
Gene: MSH6
Product: mismatch repair ATPase
Exons: 1
Coding region: 1-3666 (1221 amino acids)
Biological process (GO): mismatch repair
Cellular component (GO): nucleus; MutSalpha complex
Molecular function (GO): mismatched DNA binding; ATP binding; ATP-dependent DNA damage sensor activity
Source: RefSeq, a predicted model, not a curated record
AUGUCGAAAGUGACGCCAAACAAAAAAAGCGUGAAGCCCAAAACGGGCUCCAGCAGCACGCGCAUGAAACAGCUGUCGCUUAUGGCCUUUUUGAAGCCGGCUUCGACUAAUCUGGCUGCUCCAAGUUCCUCUCCACUCAAGAACAAAUCGAAGCACCCAGAGAGUGACAAGGAAAACGACAAUUCUACCAUUGCCAUUGAAGAGAAUAAAAAGAAUACAGACACUCCUUUGACGUCUGACAGCGAAGCUCUGGUGAAGAAACCUCUAGAUUUUGCUUCGUCGCCUGUUAAAUAUGUAUCACAGAAGACUUCGCAGGUGGUUAUCGAAAAGGAAGAGGACAAGCCUCAUGUAGCUCCUGAUAUUACAUUGAACCUGUCGGAAAAGACUGUGAAGGCCGAACCAACUACUCGUGGUGGAAGAAAGACUAAAGGCGUAGUGUACGCGGAAUCCGACAAUUCAGAAGACGAGGCACCAACAGUUCGCAAAAGAAGGCGUGCCGUGGAAAGUGAUGAUGAGGAUGAUUUUAAACCCGAUGCUGUUGAGGACGACGAUGCAGAUGACGACCAUAUGGAUGACUUUAUUGAUGACGAUGUGAGCAGUUCUAACGAAGCCCCAGAGGACCAGGAAUCUGAGGACGAGAGUAGUUCUGUCAAGCGUACCACAAAGAAGAAGAAGCUACUGCCUCCAAGACAGUCACAAGACCUAGACAACAGUUCCGGGUCUGGUUCAUCUUCUAAUUUGGGCUCCAAAUUUCUUGCUAGUUCUCUGUAUGUGGCCACGGGCACUGCUUCGAAAUCGGUCAAGAAACCUAAGGCUGCGUCAGCUGCUAAGUCGUUUGAAAAAGAAAAUGAAGAAAGAUAUUCUUGGCUAGUCAAUGUCCGAGAUGCCGACAAAAGGACUCCUGACGACCCAAAGUACGAUUCAAGAACCUUAUACAUCCCAUCAUCGGCAUGGGCCAAAUUCACUGCAUUUGAGAAACAAUAUUGGGAGAUUAAAGGAAAGAUGUGGGACACUGUGGUUUUUUUCAAGAAGGGAAAGUUCUACGAGUUAUAUGAGAAUGAUGCUAUAAUUGCCAACACACAAUUUGAUCUCAAAAUUGCUGGCGGAGGCAGAGCUAAUAUGAAACUUGCCGGAAUUCCUGAAAUGUCUUUUGAGUAUUGGGCAAAAGAGUUCAUUGGACAUGGCUAUAAGGUCGCUAAAGUCGACCAAAAAGAAACUCUCUUGGCCAAAGAAAUGAGAGGAGGCGGAAGCAAGGAAGAAAAGAUCAUCAAGCGUGAAUUAACCGGCGUAUUAACUGGUGGAACCUUGACAGAUCCAAACAUGUUGACCGAUGAUAUGGCAACAUACUGUAUGGCGAUCAAGGAAUCCGUUACUGAAGAGGGUGCAAAGAUAUUUGGUGUUUGCUUUGUUGAUACAGCAACUUCCGAAAUGAAUUUCAUUGAGUUAGUUGAUGAUGAUGAGUGCACAAAAUUGGACACUCUCAUUACUCAAAUUAAACCCAAGGAAGUUUUGUGCGAAAAGAAUAAUUUGUGCUCAGCGGCUGUCAAAAUCAUCAAGUUCAGUGCUCACAACAAUCAUCAAAUCUGGAAUCAUCUCAAUCCUUACUCCGAGUUCCUUGAUUACGAUGCUGCCCUUGAUGCACUUGUUCAUGGCAAGUACUAUGAAGCUGAAGAUUUAGACGACUAUUCUCAUUAUCCAGAAGUCUUGCUCAAGUACAAAGAUCACCAUCCAGUUGCAUUCAAUGCUUUCGGUGCAUUGUUAUUCUAUUUGAAGACCCUUAAACUUGAGCAAAGCAUUUUGAGCUUGGGAAACAUCAAAGAGUAUAAGAUUUCGCGGAACAUCUCUUCACAUAUGCACUUGGAUGGAAUCACGCUCAAUAAUCUCGAAAUUCUCAACAACAAUUUUGACGGAGGUGAUAAAGGAACUCUUUUUGCGUUGGUCAAUCGUGCCAUAACUCCAUUUGGAAAGCGUACUCUCAAGCUGUGGGUGCUCCAUCCAUUGAUGAACGUUGAUGAGAUCAAUGCAAGAUAUGAUGCUGUAGACUUUUUGAUGAAUUCCGAGCCGGAAUUGCGAGUUGAGCUUGAAGACAAGCUCAACAAGUUGCCUGACUUAGAAAGACUCAUUGCAAGAGUUCACUCGAACACAUUGAAGUUCAAAGACUUUCUCAAGGUAUUGGAGGGCUUUGAAAUUAUUUCAAAGGUUUUCAAGAAAUUGGCCAAGCACAAUCUCGAAAACUCUGGGUCUCUAGGUAAGCUUCAGUCCAUGUGCAACCCAGAACUUCACAACAUCAUUGCCUCGUGGGAUGAUGCUUUCGACAGACAGGAAGCUCUCAAGAACAUUGUGGUCCCUGCUGAAGGUGUUGAUGCUGAGUUUGAUGAAUCAAUGAAACUCAUUAAAUCUUUGGAGUCACGUCUUGAGGAGCAUCUCAAGUCAUACAAGAAACAAUUCAAGUCCCAUGAAAUUUGCUACCGCGACUCAGGAAAGGAACUUUACUUAAUCGAAAUGCCAGUGAAAAUUAAAUCGAUUCCUAAAGAUUGGCAGCAAAUGGCAGCCACCUCUAAAGUGAAAAGAUACUGGUCUCCUGAGGUCAAGAUACUUGUUAGAGAAUUGAUGGAACAGAGAGAAUUGCACAAAACAGUGUGUGAGAAUCUUAUUUCUCGUAUGUAUAAGAGGUUUGAUGUGAACUACACAAACUGGGUAUCAGUAAUCAAGACUAUCGGCAGUAUCGACUGCCUUAUUGCUCUCACCAGAACUUCGGAAACAAUUGGAUAUCCUUCGUGCAGACCAAAGUUCAUCAACAACGACUGCAAGGGAUCUUUGUCGUUUGAUGAGCUUCGUCAUCCAUGUUUUGUUGGAAAAUCUGAGUUCAUUCCAAACGAUGUUCACCUUGGUGGAGAACAUCCUAACUUCGGCCUUUUGACUGGUGCAAAUGCUGCCGGAAAGUCGACUUUGAUGAGAACAACCGCAUUGGCUGUCAUAUUGAGUCAAAUUGGGUGCUACGUGCCGGCGCUGAAUGCUACCCUCAGUCCUGUUGACAAGAUCAUGACUAGACUUGGUGCAAACGAUAACAUCAUCCAGGGCAAAUCAACAUUCUACGUUGAGCUCUCUGAGACCAAGAAGAUUUUGAGCAAUGCAACAGCAAACUCUUUGGUCAUUCUCGAUGAGUUGGGACGUGGAGGUUCCUCUAGUGAUGGAUAUGCCAUUGCUGAGGCUGUACUCCACCAUUUAGCAUCAUACGUUCAUCCUCUCGGAUUUUUUGCCACCCACUAUGGUAGUCUUGGACUUUCUUUCGUGAACCAUCCGCAAAUCGUGCCACUCCGCAUGGCCAUUCUUGUCGAUGCCCUGUCAAGAAAUAUCACUUUUCUUUACAAAGCGGAACGAGGAACCGCGCCAGGAUCUUUUGGUAUGAGCGUUGCUGCCAUGUGCGGUGUCGCGUCUGACAUUGUCGACCGGGCGGAAAUUGCCGCUAGAGAGUACGAACAAACGUCAAAGUUGAAACAGGAGCAUGACAGACAAAAGGCCAAUAAGUUGAGUCUAGGGUUGCAGAGCGAUUUCGUCUGGCACUACCAGCGAGCCGAGGAAAUAAAGAAUGGUAUCCUUAGAUAUGGUGAGACAGAGAAAGUUGAAUCAUUGAAGAAUAUGUUCGAAAUGAUUAACUCUCUCUAA